Molecule: messenger RNA, 2207 nt
Organism: Larimichthys crocea (large yellow croaker)
Lineage: Eukaryota; Metazoa; Chordata; Actinopteri; Sciaenidae
Gene: tdp1
Product: tyrosyl-DNA phosphodiesterase 1
Exons: 16
Coding region: 161-2017 (618 amino acids)
Biological process (GO): DNA repair
Cellular component (GO): nucleus
Molecular function (GO): double-stranded DNA binding; single-stranded DNA binding; 3'-tyrosyl-DNA phosphodiesterase activity
Source: RefSeq, a predicted model, not a curated record
GACAACACAGGAAAAGAGGUUUCCGCCCGGACACGUGUUCCGUGAGCGCCUCCUGCACUUUGCGGGUUGUUUGUUGUCUCAUGUGUGUUGAAGUGAGUUUGUUUGUUCAGCGGCGGUUCAUUGAUAAAAGUCUCUGCAUUCAUAUCAGAUCACACCUGACAUGACUCAGGACAGUCAACACGGCAAGUGGACCAUCUCCAGCAGUGAUGACGAUGACGAGGCUCUUCCUCCCUCUGGGACUACAUCAUCUAACCGACCCCCUGCUUCUAAUCCCGGUCUUCAUCGGUCUGCCUCUCCCCCAAGCCCUAAACUUGAACCACCUGUGGAGGUGAAACCAGAACCAGCCAACACCCCUGUAUCCUCACUUGUUGUCGGCUCUGAGGCCAGGCAGUCAGCAGCAAUGAACCAGUUAAAUCCAGUGAAGUAUGAAACUAGUCAGUCACUGGCUGGAAAGCGGAAGAAAGAGGUGUCGGAUGGCUCAGGCUGGGCUCUCUCGGAGAGUGAUGACGACGAUGAUGGACAUGCAAAGGGGAAGAGUGUCAGUAACUUGCCAAAGAAGGCACCAAGCCCCAAAACAAAGAAAGCAAAGGUGGAGAACGAGCGUCCGCCGAGUCCCCACGGCCGGCUCUUUUACAUCGACGAGCCAGACGACUUCUUUGAAUCCAGCGUUCCCUGUCUGAACGACAUGUACAGGUUUUACCUGAACAAAGUCACAGGCCUGGACAGGAAGUACAACAGUGGAGCUCUGCACAUCAGAGACAUCCUCUCUCCAUUAUUCGGGACCCUGAAAGAAUCUGUUCAGUUCAACUACUGCUUUGAUAUUGCCUGGAUGGUUAAUCAGUACCCAGCAGAGUUUAGGGAUCGUCCCGUUCUGCUUGUCCAUGGAGAUAAGAGGGAGGCCAAAGCCCGGCUCGUGCAGCAGGCUCAGCCUUUCCCACAUGUUCGAUUCUGUCAGGCCAAGUUGGAUAUUGCUUUUGGAACUCACCACACGAAGAUGAUGUUGCUGUGGUAUGAGGAAGGCUUCAGAGUCAUCAUUAUGACCUCCAAUCUCAUCAGAGCUGACUGGUACCAGAAAACACAAGGGUUGUGGAUGAGCCCCUUGUAUCCACGUUUACCAAAGGGCAGCAGUGCAACCUCAGGUGAGUCACCGACCUUCUUUAAAAGGGACCUGCUAGAAUACUUGGCAUCAUACCGUGCACCAGAACUCGAGGAGUGGAUCCAACGAAUCAAAGAGCACGACCUGUCAGAGACCAGGGUUUAUUUGGUGGGCUCAACCCCGGGGAGAUAUGUUGGUUCAGACAUGGAGCGUUGGGGCCACCUGAGGAUGAGGAAGCUGUUGUAUGACCACACUGAUCCUGUUCCCAGCGAGGAAAGGUGGCCUGUGAUUGGCCAGUUCUCCAGCAUCGGCUCAAUGGGACUGGAUAAGUCCAAAUGGUUGGCAGGGGAAUUUCAGCGCACCAUGACCACGCUGGGGAAAUCCUCUCUGCGCUCAGACCCCCCCAUGCACUUGCUGUAUCCAUCUGUCGAAGAUGUGAGGAAUAGUUUAGAAGGUUAUCCAGCGGGAGGAUCUCUUCCUUACAGCAUCCAGACAGCGCAGAAACAACUUUGGCUCCACUCGUACUUCCAUCGUUGGAAGGCGAAUACAACAGGAAGAAGUCAUGCUAUGCCACACAUCAAGACGUACAUGAGGGCGUCACCAGACUUCACUCAGCUUGCCUGGUUCCUCGUCACAAGUGCCAACCUGUCCAAAGCAGCGUGGGGUGCGCUGGAGAAGAACAACACUCAGGUGAUGGUUCGUUCGUACGAGCUGGGAGUCCUCUAUGUGCCCUCCGCCUUUAACAUGAAGACCUUCCCUGUUCACAAAAACCCAUUUCCUGCCUCUUCUUCCUCCUCUGGUUUCCCUGUGCCCUUUGACCUCCCUCCUACAUGCUACUCUCCUAAAGAUCAGCCUUGGAUCUGGAACAUUCCGUACAGCCAGGCACCCGACACACACGGCAACAUCUGGGUUCCCUCUUGAACACACACACACACACACACACACACACACACAUAUAUAUACACCUCUCUAUUACUUUAAUACUGCUGUUUGCAACUGUCUAAGUGUUAGUUGUCAGUAACAUUUAUUUUUAUAUUUUAUACCACACUCUAGACUGUCUUUAAGUAGACUGACAUGUUUUGUACCAAUAAACAGAAUCAUGUUAUCAUUG